Candoia aspera is the source of this 1917-nucleotide messenger RNA. RefSeq names its product trans-L-3-hydroxyproline dehydratase (gene L3HYPDH). Bases 47 to 1126 code for a protein of 359 amino acids. Gene Ontology annotation, molecular function: hydro-lyase activity. The transcript is spliced from 5 exons. The record is from RefSeq and is a predicted model, not a curated record. NCBI's taxonomy places the organism in Eukaryota, Metazoa, Chordata, Lepidosauria, Squamata, Candoiidae.
UGUCUAAGUCGUCUGUUGUCGUUGAGGUUAAGAAAAGUCGCUCAAAAUGUCUGCGGGCGAUCGCGGUGAUUGGCUGCCCCCACGCGCGCCAGGCAGCCCGACUAUCCGCACCGUGGAGAUGCACGCGGGAGGAGAGCCGCUCCGGGUGGUGGUGCCGGGCGCGUUGGGACUGCUGGAGCCCGCACCUGGGUUGCCUCUCCUGACUCGGCGGCGGCGCCUCCUGGACUCCCCGGAGCUGGACGCUGUGAGGCGGCUGUUGAUGCACGAACCCCGCGGACACCGCGACAUGUACGGCGCGGUGCUGGUGCCCAGCGAGGUGCCCGGAGCCGCCGUCGGAGCCCUUUUCGUGCACAACGACGGCGCGAGCUCCAUGUGCGGCCACGCCGUCCUUUGCCUGGGCCGCUUUGCUGUCGACUACGGCCUCUGCCAGCCCUCCCCUUCUCCCGGGGAGACUGCCGUCGCCAUUCACUGCCCCUGCGGGCCCGUCACUGCUUUUGCAUCCUGGGAUGGGCAGCGCAGUGGAAGUCGCGUUCGCUUCCACAGCGUGCCCGCCUUCGCCGCGGCUACCGAUAUAACCAUUGAUGUUCCUGGCUAUGGAAAAGUCCUCCUUGAUGUUGGAUAUGGGGGUGCUUUCUAUGCAUUUCUCAGUGCUGAACAAUUGGGCCUUGAUGUAUGUUCCUCGAAGAUUAGGGAUCUGGUAGAUGCAGCAUCUGCAGUAACUGAAGCUGUAAAGGCUCAGUUCAAAGUUCACCAUCCUCUUAUUGAAGACAUGGCUUUCCUUUAUGGAACUAUACUGACAGAUGGAAAAGAUGAAUUCAGUGAUGAACCUACAAGUAACAUAUGUGUAUUUGGAGAUGCACAGGUUGACCGAAGUCCUACAGGAUCAGGUGUGACUGCCCGCAUUGCCUUACAAUACCGUAAAGGAUUAAUUCGGCUGAACCAGACCAGGACCUUCAGAAGCAGUUCAACUGGUUCCUUGUUCACUGGAAAAGCAAUAAAGGAAACUAAAUGUGGUGAUUACAGUGCUGUUAUAGUGGAAGUCUCCGGAGAAUCCUUUUAUACCGGAACGUCAACCUUCACUCUUGAAGAAAAUGACCCACUGAAAUAUGGUUUCUUUCUCAAGUAAUUGCUUUCUUAAUAGCCCUGAUGAAAAAGAUGCAUUUUUGUUUAGUUUUGAAUAGGGGUAUUGGCCUCCGUUUCUUAUUGGUAAUUAAUACAAAGAAUGACAAACACAGUAGUGUAGCCAAAGUUAAGAAUUUCCAAAUUCACUACAAAAUGUUUUGUUGGCAAAGAGGGACAUGAUGGCAAGGUGGGAAGUCAUAAAUAUUCUUUCUCAAUGUCAGAAAAUUCUUGUAAGGGACGGAUCUGUGGGGAAUUAGAGCAAUCUAUGAUGGUUGUUGAUAAACCUAUGAUAGCAAAAUGUAAGUAACACCAAACCAGAAUUGCAUUAGGUAUGUUAAAUAUUUAAAAAUAGCUUACAAAGAAAUUGAUCAAGGAUUUCUGAGGAUGACAGUACUUUUUUCGUUUACAGUGGAAAUAGGGGAAUUCUCUUGCUAGACUUUUUUGUGGAGGGAGGAGAUACCUAUUCUUUGAAUUACAUUAUGGAUAUUAAUUACAGAAGGCUACAUUUUUUUAAAAAAACGUGGCAGUCUUAAAUACUUUUACUGGGAAUAUAACUCAUUAAGUACAUUGUGACUCAGUGCUGAGUAGUCAUGUAGAACUAAACAGUAUGUUCUUGCCCAUGUUUAUGAAACAAGCUUUUAUAUCUGAUUUUGACAUUCGCUUUUCUAUAUAGCUAUACAGUACAGGCACCAUGUUGGAUAUGCAGAACUGUAACCAACUCCUUAAAAUCAAUUGAGUAUAAAGAUUGAUGGCCAGCACAUGAAUUUAUUAAAUAAAGUGCAAAUGAAAAGGUCA